CGCCUGAGUCUCAGGUGGUCCCACCCCAAUCCUUACUAAAAAACACAAUAUUUGUGUCAAUAGUUUUUAAUUUGUAAUAUUCGUGGUAAAUUAAAAAAAAAUAACAAUAUUUGUGUCAUUUACCCUCAAGGCGCAUCCAGGGCUCCAGGCAAUAAUCACAUAUUCAGAUUGUUUGUGCUGAAUAUGUGCAAGUAGAAUUAGUAAUCCCCCUCCCACCGAUUGUCAAUCUUCCUCUUCUCUUCUCUUCUCCCUCUGUGCUGCAGUCCAUCUUCCCCUCUCUCCCUUUCUCACCUCUGCACUCUGCAGAUCCCAAACUUGGCCUUCAUUGCACAUGGAUUCCAUAAAUAACAGCUGUUUUGACCCUUCGUCACCAACCACGACGGCGACCUUGAGCACCCGCCGGAGGCAGUUGCCAACCUACCCACAUGCUCGGCCUCCCCUCUUCUCACAAAUUCCUCCAUCUCCUUCAGUCACCACCGCCGACCCCAGUUCCUCCCUUCCCAUCUCACUCUGCCUCUUCCCUCCACUACGACCCGCUUUCCUACCUUAACCUACCGCCGCAGCCGCCUCUCUUCAGGGAUCUAUUCCUUUCCAGUACCUCCCCUCCCCUCCCACGGCGGAGUCGAUCUCCAUGGAGAAGGAAGCAGCGUGGGCGGCGGCGCCUCCUCUGCAGGUGGGAUUAACGCAGCAGACGGGAGCGUUUUGGAGUUCAAUUGGGACAUAGCGGCUUGUCUACCCAAAGGGAGGACAGCUGGAAGAAUGGCCAAGCCACUGACAACAGAGCGCCAGAGGAGCCAGCAAGUUAACGACAAGUUCGACACCCUCAGGAAUUUGAUUCCCAAUCCUACCAAAGACCGACAAAGCUUUAGUGGUGGGAGUCUGGGAGACGCAAUUGGCUACAUCAAGGAGCUUUUAAUUAAGCACAGUGGAGGAACUGAAGUUGCUGGUGGAGAAGAAGAGGUGCAGCAGAUGGAGGAUCAAGAGGCACAGGACGGAUCAAGAGGACGUGAAGGAGAGCUCGUUGGAGGAGAUGAAAGCUUCGUCCGGUUGAUGAACAGGACAAAUCCUACAAUGGGUCGACAUUGAGGAGCGCUUGGCUUCACUUCAGAGGAAGUCUAAGGACACGGAGAUUGAUGUGAGGAUCAUUGAAGAUGAGGUGACCAUUAAGUUGGUUCAGAGGAAGAAGAAGAUCAAUUGCUUGAUGUUUGUUUCCAGGGUGCUUGAUGAGCUUCAUUUGGAUCUUCACCAUGUCGCUAGAGGCCAUGUGGGUGAUUUUUACAGUUUUCUCUUCAAUACCAAGGUCUGCCUAGUCUUUUCUUUUCUUGUUGGUUUGGAGUUGAGUUUCUCCUAUUGUGUUUCCAUGUUGGUAACUGAGCCUAAUUAGUUGAACUUAUUCUUGUUCUUGUUUUGAAUUUGAGCAGAUAUGUGAAGGGUCUUAUGUGUAUGCAAGUGCCAUAGCCAACAAACUAAUUGAAGUUGUGGACAAACAGUAUGCAUCCACUCCAUCAAUAAGUUGCUACUGAUGAUCCAGAGAGGGGCCAUUUUUAAUUAGGGUUUAUGAGUUGGGGACUCAGAUUUCCACACAAGGGAGCUAGAGCAAAAAGGGGCUCAAAAGAAUCCAUGCACUGCAACAGUUUAAACUGCUGGAAAGAGAUUUGGUAGGCAUCAAUACCAUAGUUGGUAGUUGAAUGAACAAGUUUUUAUGUGUAAAGACACUACUAAUACCAGUGGGGGAAAUUAUAUUAAAUAGUUGAUGUUGAUGACUAAUUUCCCCUGUAGAUGGGGCCUCACAUAUGUUGCAUGAUCUUACUGUUAAUGUUGCAUGUUUCAACUGUAAGGGAUACUGUUAAUUGAUUAAUGAAUGGGGUUAUGGCUC
Messenger RNA from Linum trigynum, 1876 nucleotides. The record is from the annotation of a GenBank genome assembly. NCBI's taxonomy places the organism in Eukaryota, Viridiplantae, Streptophyta, Magnoliopsida, Malpighiales, Linaceae.